Naegleria gruberi is the source of this 2934-nucleotide messenger RNA. RefSeq lists its product as uncharacterized. The record is from RefSeq and is a predicted model, not a curated record. The transcript is spliced from 5 exons. NCBI's taxonomy places the organism in Eukaryota, Heterolobosea, Eutetramitea, Acrasida, Naegleriidae. Gene Ontology annotation, biological process: protein phosphorylation. Gene Ontology annotation, cellular component: cytoplasm. Gene Ontology annotation, molecular function: ATP binding; protein serine/threonine kinase activity; ubiquitin-protein transferase activity. Bases 1 to 2934 code for a protein of 977 amino acids.
AUGUCAACAACAUUCGACCAAGUCUUCCAUGCAGUUUCGGAAGGAAACAUUGAAUUUUUGAGACACAUUGAUUUACGUCCAUUUAUUAAUCAUGAACAAGAUGAUCCCGACGAUGAAGGUAUUGUUACAUUAUUAUGUACAGCGUGCGGCAGAGGACAUUUGAAAAUUGUAGAAUUAUUAUUGAAUGUUGAUGGAGUUGAUGUAAACAAAUGUGGACCGUUGUUUUUUGCUUGCCAAAACGGAUACGUAGAAAUUGUAAAAUUAUUGUUGAGUGUUGAUGGAAUUGAUGUUAAUCAAAUUAGAGUGUUACGUGAAGCAUGUGAAAAAGGCUAUUUUGAAAUUGUAAAAUUAUUAUUGGACUUUGAUGGAAUUAAUGUUGACGCUUAUAAAGCAUUGCAUGGAGCAUGUUAUGGAGGGAAUUUUAAUAUUGUAAAAUUAUUACUUGCCAAGAAUGCUCGAAUAGGAAAAGAAGAAAGAAAAGAAUAUGAUAAAAAAAUCAAACCGAAAAAAGAUUUGUUCAAGUCACUAGCUGAAAUCAAAGACAAAAUAGAAGAUAUUGAAUAUGCUAAAGACACACUUAUAUUCGAAAUUAAAACUCAAAAAAGAAACAAGAUUGGUAAAGUUGAGGAAAUUGAAAGAUUGGAGAAGAAACUUUCUGACAUGAUUCAGGAAUUAUCAAACAUGCACGAAAGAAAAUCAGAAAUCCAAAACGACUUGAUGGAGCUGAUUCCUAAAUUUCCUGAAAUUAUUAUUGAAAUGGAACAACCAUUAGCAAUAGAUGGUGUUGUCAUUUCAUCAUCAAUGACACCAAAAGAAAAAUUCAGAGUAUUUGCACUUCAAAACUCUAUUUUACUUUUAAAUACUCAAUUUUCAAAUUAUACUAACAUUCAAACACUUCACACUGGAUUAUCAGUUGUUUACAAAGCAAGCAAAUCUAAUAGUCAGGUGGUUAUUCUCAAAGAAAUUUCUCUUUCAGAAAAUAAUUGUGAAACAGUAAUGAAUGAAAUUAUGAAUUUGGUUAUACUCAAAGGUCAUCCUAGAAUUAUCAAAUUGAAUGGUGUAUUUAUUGAAUCACAAUUUAAUAAGGUUUAUAUUGAAACACCAUAUUAUUCAAAUGGAAAUUUACUGGAGUAUAUCAACAAGAUUAGAAAUCAUCAUGAUUUACCAACUUUGAAGAACAUGUUGAGAAGUUUAUUUAGAAAAAUGACAGAAACACUUCAAUUUAUCCAUUCCAAAGAUAUUCUGCACAGAGAUUUAAAACCUCAAAAUAUUUUGGUGAAUGAAAAUGGAGAACCAAUUAUUGCAGAUUUUGGAUCAAGUAAGAAACUAAUUGCUCAAUUGACAAAUAAUACAAUGGGAGUUGGAACAUUGAAAUAUAUGGCACCAGAAGUGAAAAGACAAGAAGAAUCACCAAGUGAAAAAUCAGACAUUUGGUCAUUGGGUGUUUCAUUGUAUGAAUGUUGGCAAUUGAUUCAACAAAUAAGUAUGAUGAAUAAUGCAACAGUUGAAAUAUUGAACUUUGACUCGAAGGGUAAGGUAGUUUUACCUACCAGUACUUUGAAUGAUGAAAUUGAUAUAACAUUGAUGAAAAUGUUGAGUCACAUGUUCAAUAGCAAUCCAGAAGACAGACCAAGUUCAUUAACACUACUGACAGAUUCAGAUUAUUUCACAAAUGAAAAUCCUACAACAGAUAUACUUUCUAAAUCUAAUCAAAAAGAAUUGGAAGGUUCUGAAAAGAUAUCACUUUGGCAAGCAAGAUUAAAGAAGAUGAAACAAUUUUUGCCUGAAAGCACAGAAGGAGAAAUCAAGGUUGACAUCUAUAGACACCGUCUAUUGGAAGAUAUUGCCUCUAUAUAUAAGGAUUUGAUACCAAUAGGGUAUUCAGUGAUAUUUUACAAAACAUUUGUGAAAUAUAAGGGAGAGACUGGAAUAGACGCAGGAGGAUUAUCCAAUGAGAUGUAUUCUAAAUAUAUUGAAGCCAUACUGGAAAGCAAACAUUUUCAAAAUAGCGAAAGCUCACCAAAUGAAAAUUUCAUUUUAACUGAUGAACCACUCACAGAUGAAUCUAAAAAUCAAUUGAGAACACUUGGGUUGUUAUUGAAAAAGUUAUUAAUUGACUGUGACGACAAGACAGUUUAUCUUCCAUUGAAUAGCUUUAUAUUUUAUUAUUUAUUGAAUGGAAAUGCUCUCAACAAAGAAACACUCCAAUUUAAUGCUAUAUCCCUUUUACUAUCAAAAUUCUUGAGAGAAUAUGAUUUUGAAUUGGAUAAUCAAAUAUUUAGUGUGAAAAAAUGUAAAAAUGAUGAAGAAUUACAAUCAAUUACAAUGGAAGAAACAUUUAUUGAUGUUUUAUCAAAGAGUGAGAAACCAUUAAUAAUGGAAAAUGUUCAAUUAUUCAUCAUUUCACAAUUAUAUUCAUAUUUUUAUUCUGAUUUAAAGAUUGAAAAAUUGAAAUUAAUCAAACAAGGAUUUGACUGGUUUAAUUUGACUAAAUUCAAACAAAGCUCAAAAUUACCACCCAAGUUGAAAGAAUUCCUAGACCUCCAAGGAUCAAAUUUUGAUGAGAAGUGUUUGAGUGUGAAUGAAUUGAAAAUUCUCCUCUCAGGUCAAUCAUAUAUUGAUGCUGAUUUAUUAUUGAAUGAAAUAGACAUGACCAGAAUUUCACCAAUAAUGCAAGAUCACUUCACUAAAUGUAUUAGAAAAUUAACAAAAAGUCAAUUGAGACAAUUACUUGUUUGGAUGACUUCACUUUCAAGCAUUCCAAUCAGAGGUUUUUCAAGAAAGAUCUCAAUUCGUGAAUAUAACAGAUUUGAAUCUCAUACCUGUUCAUUUGUAUUUGAUAUUCCAUCUCAAAUAACCAAUUAUGAACAAUUUGAAACUCAAUUCAUGAAUUGUUUGAGAUUGUCAUCUGUUGCAACUAUGGAAGAUCAAUAG